Babesia bigemina is the source of this 1839-nucleotide messenger RNA. RefSeq names its product 30S RIBOSOMAL PROTEIN S10, putative. Gene Ontology annotation, molecular function: structural constituent of ribosome. Gene Ontology annotation, biological process: translation. NCBI's taxonomy places the organism in Eukaryota, Apicomplexa, Aconoidasida, Piroplasmida, Babesiidae. The record is from RefSeq and is a predicted model, not a curated record. The transcript has a single exon. Gene Ontology annotation, cellular component: ribosome; mitochondrion; small ribosomal subunit. The coding region runs from base 1 to 1839 and encodes 612 amino acids.
AUGAUUUUAGUGCUUGCGCUUUGCCUGGCGGUGGCAUCCGCCGUCCGUUUGCGCGAGCGCUGCGGAGCGGGCCUCGCGAGCCCUUGUAUCGCAGCCGUACCGGCGCCUCAGAGCAGCACGCUGUGUGCCGGGCGGUAUAUCAAUUUGGCUAGAGGCGUUGGAUCGCAAUGUGUCGGUGGCGAAGCCCUUUGCUUCGCCGGUGCUCCGGCGCUCGAUGGCCUUCCAUCCUUCUGCCACGCCGGUGCAGCGUACGGCGGCUCCUACGAGCCUCGUAGCAGGUGUGAGCAGCAGGGAGGCGCAAAGUAUCGCCACAGUGGCUACGGCGCGGCUGUAGACACGGCUGCCACUGCGCAUAAGCAGCACAGACACGGUCCUGUGACUUCACAGUUGUGGGCAGAGGGAAGCGUUGGAUCUUAUUACGACGUGCUAUCCGAUGAUCCAAUAGCGUUGGAAGAGCAGGAAGACGUCGAUAUUGACGACGAUGUGGAUGUUGAGGAUGACGUGGACACAGAUGAGGACGAGCCUGACAGCGACGUUGAUUUGGAGGAUGUGGAUGACCUUGCAGGAGAUUUCACUGCAACUACAGUUGACAGCGCAAGUACACCACCAAAAGCAGGUGCGACUGUUCCGGGCAUCACUGGCAGGUUCGGUUCACCGGGGUUUAUCGCCGGCACCUCAAGCAUUGCUGCGGCGGCGCAGAGCAAGCUACGCAGCUUCUUCAAUUGGCGUAGCUCCGACUCCAGCAGCACAGAUGAUAGAUCUGAUGCGUCUGUGGAUAGCCAAACGGGAGACGGCGACCAGCGCAUACCUCCACGUCGCGAACGCAGGCCGUACCACAGCAGCAAGCCCUACGGUGAGGCGGACAUGUUGGACCUGCCCUACGUGCUUUCUCGCAACGUGAACAUGUCGCUGGACCGCUGGCCCGACAACUGCUUCCUGCGCAUUCGGCUGGAGUCGUAUUACCCCUUUCUGCUGCGCUUCUCCGCCGACCGCCUGAUCAAGGGCAUCCGCGAACACACCAACCUGCGGGUGGGCAACGUGAAGGCGAUGCCGAUGCGGCGCAAGCGCUGGUGUCUGCUGUCGUCGCCGCAUGUGGACAAGCGGUCGAAGGACAUCUACGAGAUCCAGCAGCACGUCCGUUUCCUCGACGUGUUCCCGGCGCCCAAACCCGCACGGAACUCGGGGCCCUCGGCCGAAGGGGAUGGCACUGGCGAUAGUGCACACGAGGGGGAUAAUGACAGCGGCAUGGAUGCAGAUACUUCCGCAGAAGAUAUACCCGAAGACGCAGAAGGUGACGAGCAACGGUAUGACAGGGAGCGUCAGCAGGAGUCAGACGCCAUGAAGUUCAAGGGGCUGCUGAUGGUGCCGCUGCCGAACUUCGUCAGCUUCGACUACUGGUUCGAGGAGGUGCACAAGCACGUGAAAAACCGCAGCAUCGAGAAAACGUUCCGCCGGCGCAUCUGGGUCUCGAAGUACUUCCGCCACCACUACGAGAAGCGGGAGAAGGCUGAGCUGGUGGACAAGCUGACCUCGCCGGAGCUGUAUUCGCAGAUCCCGCUGCGUCACAAGCGCCACCCGUGCGACUACUUCGCGCUGCAGCUGGGCGAGCUGCGCAAGCUGUACGACUUCGUGGUCAGGCGCAAGGCGGAGGACGAGGCCCGCGAGCGCUACGGCGUGCCCGGCCCCAAGUUCUACGACAUCGACGAGGUGCGGUUCGUGCCCAACGAGGAUGACCGACGCUGUGGCCAUCUACCUGACGAUGCCGACGUGGACACUGAGGUCUCCAAACAGAUGGCCGCAAUGGAGAAGGCGGAGAAUGCCAAUGCACGUCGCAAGUAG